AACAUUUAAAAGGUGUAAAAAGGAAAAUGUGAAAAAGUGUUUCCAUAACAAAUGGUUUUUAAAUUAAGUGAACAUCUUUACCAUCUACCCGAACAAUGUUUAUAGUGAAACAAAAUGAAUCAUAUUAUGUUUUAUCAAAGUAUAACAUAAAUUAUUUACAACAAAAUAAUGGCAAUAUUGCAAUCCUGUUGUUGCUGGAGAACUGUACGUCAGGGAAGUUUUGCUAGUGGAAUUUAUACAGCGUCAUAUUUCGCUUUGACCAUACUCAUGAUGGCAAACUUCUUAAAUGAGGAACGUCUACAUUUGUCUAGCACACCAGAAAAUCCAUACAGUACAACUAUUUUAGAGCCAGAAACAAUUUCACACACUACAAUGACUAUCAGUAUUGUCAUACUGUGCAGUUCUAGUUGUGGUUUUCUUACAUCAUUACUACUUUUGUACGGAGUAUACACCGAUAGAAAAUUCCUACUAGUUCCAUGGAUUUUUACAAUCAUCAUUGCUACAAUUAUAGAAUUAGUUCAUUGUGUAUAUAUUUUCAUCAAUGAAACGUUACGCUUUAAUCCAAGUACAGCUAUUUUAUUCACAAUCGACUUUUUCUUGCUCAGUUUAAAUGUUUAUUCUUUUCUUUGUGUGGUUUCGCAGUAUCAAGAAUAUCAGGCUGGUCGUGGAACUGCUCAGUACCACUUGGAGCAUGUACCAUGUGUUGAAUAUAUUGGACCAUCUACAGCGACUAGUUAUCUAACUAGCACCCGUCGUGGAACGUCAUUCGCUUUAGGCGGUGGUGUAACCGAAGCACAAAUUACUCCACCACCAAGUCCCACACAAAAUUCAUUAGCUUUACCAGAUGUUACGACGGCAAUGAGUCGUAGGCCAAGUAGUAAGCGUGUACAAUUUCCCGUGAAUGCACCUCAAACAGAGCGGAGAGGUAAGCUUAUAAGAUUCAGUACUGAGCCAAGCGGGCGUGAUCUUGACCAGUGAUUAUAAUUUUUUUUAUGAUCUCAAUUAAUGAAGAUGGAAGUAA
This is a messenger RNA of Chrysoperla carnea, 1021 nucleotides long. RefSeq lists its product as uncharacterized. Lineage: Eukaryota; Metazoa; Arthropoda; Insecta; Neuroptera; Chrysopidae. Bases 169 to 978 code for a protein of 269 amino acids. The transcript has 8 exons. The record is from RefSeq and is a predicted model, not a curated record.